Molecule: messenger RNA, 1970 nt
Organism: Chironomus riparius
Lineage: Eukaryota; Metazoa; Arthropoda; Insecta; Diptera; Chironomidae
Source: the annotation of a GenBank genome assembly
AAUUCAGCUAUUUAAAUGUGUUAAUCGAAUUAAGGCAUCAAGCAGUAUCCAUUGUCAUAUCACAGAUCAAAAAGAUUGCGUCACAUCAUUGUCAAAUAAUCGAUAAAAAUAUAGAAAAAAAAGUGAUUUUGCUUAAAAAAAAUUAAAAUAUUAUUUCAUCAUUUUUGCGUGUUUUUAAGCUUUUACACAAUCUAACGACAUAGUUACAUCGUCAAUAAACGACUAAGAUAAGAAAGUAAAAAAAAAGAGUUUAAGUGUGAAAAAAACAGUAAAUUAAGGAAUAUAUAAAAUGUCAACAUCAUCGCCACCAGCUCGUGUACCAUCCAGUAGUCAAAUUCCAUCAAAUAGCUCAACAGCUACGUUAAAUGAAUCAUCCAGUCCACAGCAGCAACAACCACAACAAAUUGCAUGGCCAAGUUCAAUGAAUGAUUAUGAAUUGGGUGAUGUGAUUGGUGUCGGUGCUACAGCAAUCGUUCAUAGUGCUUAUUGUAAGCCACGAAAUGAGAAAUGUGCCAUUAAACGAAUUAAUUUAGAGAAAUGGAACACGUCUAUGGAUGAACUAUUAAAAGAAAUUCAAGCAAUGAGUAGCUGCAAUCAUGAGAAUGUAGUAACAUAUCACACAAGCUUUGUUGUUGGCGAGGAAUUAUGGCUGAUAUUGCGUCUUUUAGAAGGUGGAAGUCUUCUCGAUAUAAUUAAGCAUCGUAUGAGAAAGUCUGAUUGUCGUCAUGGUGUUUUCGACGAAGCUACAAUUGCAACCGUUCUUAAAGAAGUCCUUAAAGGCCUUGAAUAUUUUCACAGUAAUGGACAAAUUCAUCGCGAUAUAAAGGCUGGCAACAUAUUGUUGGGCGAUGACGGCACUGUACAAAUUGCUGAUUUUGGUGUGUCUGCAUGGCUCGCAACUGGCCGUGAUAUGUCGCGUCAAAAAGUUCGACAUACAUUCGUUGGAACACCUUGUUGGAUGGCGCCUGAGGUGAUGGAGCAAGAUCAUGGCUAUGAUUUCAAGGCCGAUAUUUGGAGUUUUGGAAUUACGGCGAUUGAAAUGGCCAGCGGAACUGCUCCUUAUCACAAAUAUCCACCAAUGAAGGUACUUCUGCUCACCUUACAGAAUGAUCCACCGAAUUUAGACACCGGAGCUGAAGACAAAGAUCAAUAUAAAGCAUACGGAAAGACAUUUAGGAAAAUGAUAAUGGAGUGCCUACAAAAAGAUCCAGCAAAGCGACCAACAGCCAGUGAAUUGCUUAAGAAUCCAUUCUUUAAGAAAACAAAAGAUAAAAAGUAUCUAACACAAACGUUAUUGCCGACUGGUCCAUCAAUGAAAACGAGAGUGAAUAAGGCUUCAAAACGUCAACCAGGUGCAUCUGGUCGGUUACAUCGUACGACUAGUGGCGAUUGGGUUUGGUCUAGUGAAGAAGAAGAUAAUGGCAAAGAUUCAUCGGAUUCUGAGGAAGAAGGCAAGCCGAAGCCAUUAAAUCAAAUUGAACAUGCUGACUCGUCAGACGAUGAGCAUGAUGAUUCCGAUCCGUCGACAACAACUGCGACAGAUCCAACAGCUGCUUUAGAUGUAACGAACAAAUUGACUGUUACGGAAGAUGAAUUUCGUGUUGUGAAUUUGGUGCUAAGAAUGAGAAAUGCAAAUCGUGAAUUAAAUGAUAUACGCUUUGAGUUUGUUGUUGGUAAAGAUACAGCCGAUGGAAUAGCCUCGGAACUUGUUGGUGCCGGACUUGUUGACAAUAAUGACAUGACCAUAAUGACGGCAAAUUUACAAAAGCUCAUCGAUCAACGAAAUACGUUAAAAACUGUAACAUUUCAAUUAGCUAGCAGUAUGGGUGAAGUGCCGGAUGAAAAGUCGCUAAUUGGAUUUGCGCAAAUAUCAAUAACUGAUUAAGAUUCUUAUUUUAAAUGCUGUCUGUGUGUGCGUGUUCGGGAACCGAAAAAAAAUAAUGCGGGAAAAAAUGAUUAAUUAUUUUUAU